Suncus etruscus (white-toothed pygmy shrew) is the source of this 1158-nucleotide messenger RNA. It is a transcript of the gene GNB5, whose product is annotated as G protein subunit beta 5. Gene Ontology annotation, biological process: G protein-coupled dopamine receptor signaling pathway; G protein-coupled receptor signaling pathway. Bases 63 to 1124 code for a protein of 353 amino acids. The transcript is spliced from 11 exons. Gene Ontology annotation, molecular function: protein binding; signaling receptor complex adaptor activity. The record is from RefSeq and is a predicted model, not a curated record. NCBI's taxonomy places the organism in Eukaryota, Metazoa, Chordata, Mammalia, Eulipotyphla, Soricidae. Gene Ontology annotation, cellular component: cytoplasm; heterotrimeric G-protein complex.
GAGUCCGCGACGCUGAGCGCCCGCGCGUCUCUCGUGUCCCGUGUCUCCUCCGCUCGGCGAAGAUGGCCUCCGACGGGCUCCACGAGAACGAGACGCUGGCGUCGCUCAAGAGCGAGGCGGAGAGCCUCAAGGGCAAGCUGGAGGAGGAGCGCGCCAAGCUGCACGACGUGGAGCUGUACCAGGUGGCUGAGCGAGUAGAGGCCCUGGGCCAAUUUGUUAUGAAGACCAGAAGGACCCUCAAAGGCCACGGGAACAAAGUUCUCUGCAUGGAUUGGUGCAAGGAUAAGAGGCGGAUUGUGAGCUCAUCCCAGGAUGGGAAGGUGAUCGUGUGGGACUCCUUCACUACUAACAAGGAGCACGCGGUCACCAUGCCCUGCACAUGGGUUAUGGCUUGUGCUUAUGCCCCCUCGGGCUGUGCCAUUGCCUGUGGAGGUUUGGAUAAUAAGUGUUCUGUGUAUCCUCUGACCUUUGACAAGAAUGAAAACAUGGCAGCCAAAAAGAAGUCCGUUGCAAUGCAUACCAACUACCUGUCAGCCUGCAGUUUCACCAACUCUGACAUGCAGAUUCUGACAGCAAGUGGGGAUGGGACCUGUGCCCUGUGGGAUGUGGAGAGUGGGCAGCUGCUGCAGAGCUUCCACGGACACGCGGCUGAUGUGCUGUGCUUGGACUUGGCGCCUUCAGAGACGGGCAACACCUUUGUAUCUGGGGGAUGUGACAAGAAAGCCAUGGUGUGGGACAUGCGAUCUGGCCAGUGUGUGCAGGCCUUUGAAACCCAUGAGUCUGACAUCAACAGUGUCCGGUAUUACCCAAGUGGAGACGCCUUUGCUUCAGGAUCAGAUGAUGCUACGUGUCGCCUCUAUGACCUCCGGGCGGACCGAGAAGUCGCCAUCUACUCCAAGGAGAGCAUCAUAUUCGGGACAUCCAGUGUGGACUUCUCCCUCAGUGGUCGCUUGCUGUUUGCUGGAUACAAUGAUUACACCAUCAACAUCUGGGAUGUUCUCAAGGGGUCCCGAGUCUCCAUCCUGUUUGGCCAUGAAAACCGUGUCAGCACUCUGCGUGUUUCUCCUGAUGGAACUGCUUUCUGUUCCGGAUCAUGGGAUCACACCCUACGAGUCUGGGCUUGAUUGGCUCACAGUACACACGUAGGUACUAGAGAUA